Molecule: messenger RNA, 3405 nt
Organism: Anoplophora glabripennis (Asian longhorned beetle)
Lineage: Eukaryota; Metazoa; Arthropoda; Insecta; Coleoptera; Cerambycidae
Product: golgin subfamily A member 2
Exons: 3
Coding region: 90-3152 (1020 amino acids)
Biological process (GO): Golgi organization
Cellular component (GO): Golgi cis cisterna; cis-Golgi network; Golgi cisterna membrane
Source: RefSeq, a predicted model, not a curated record
UAUUUAUUUGUAAUUGUAAAUGACAUUUGCGCUGUGGAAGUGUGGAUUGACUGGAUUGUAGAAUGUAGAUGACAUGUUUUGUGUAAAAUAUGGCAGAUACAUCAAAAGCUCAAAAGUUAAAAUUGGCUAACUCUCGAAAAAGGUUUAAGGAACUGCAAGAAUUAAAGAAAAAGAAAAAUCAAAAUGUUGAAGAUCUGCAGAAGGUUAUUAAGAACCCAACUCCUAUUGAUAGUAUGACAAGCUCAAGUCACAGCUCUAUUAAUAAUGAGAUAUCUGAGUACAUAGAGAAUAUGUCACAUUUACCUAAUGCUGGUAAUACUUCCAAUGAAGGUUCUCAACCACCUGCAGCUUUAUUUUUUGAUAACUUUGUACAAAAAGAGUAUAGCUAUAGAGACUUUCCCGCUGAAGAUGCAGCCAAUAGUAUGUCAAAUUAUUUUAAUACAAUAACCCAAGGUAAUCUUGAAGACAUGACUUCGAACGUUACAGAUAAUUCUGUAACUUCAUUUCAAAAUGUUUCUGAAAUCCAGGAUCAAGAAAAUUAUUCUUUAUUCCCUGAAGAUUCGGUAAAUAAUUAUUUGGGUGAAAAACAAUUAAUUCAUGAACGUGACAACCCACUUGAUUUUCAAAUGAACCAAGAAAAUGAGAGUGAUAAUUUUGCUCCUAAUGCAGAUAUAAUACGAAAAAGUGAAUCAGAAGACACUUCUGAGUCCGAAAUCACUGGUACUUCAAAUCGAACACAGUUAGAGAUUCAACAUUCUAAUGUAGAAAGUCUAAAACAGUUAUCCAACCAAAUGGCAGAACUCAUAGAACCUCAAUUCUGUCCAAAUUCAACUAAUUAUGACCAUUCAAUAACAGAUUUGGAAAAGAGAAAUUUAGAAUUGGCUACGAUGUUAGAUCAAGAAAAAGUAAAAACAGAAAAAAGUACUAUUUUAAUAAAUGACUUGCAGAGUAAAAAUAUAUAUUUAGAAAAUUUACUUAAAGAAAAAACUGAAACUUCAAACUUUCAAUCAAAUCGUGAAAUAAAUAAGUUGGAAGAAGAAUUGCAGUCACAUCUUCAAACAAUAGGUAUGCUAGUUGCAGAAAAAACUGAAUUAUCCGUAAGCUUAAACAAAUUUGAAACUUGUUCUAAACAAAAAGCUGCCGAGUGUGAAGAACUUCAAGCAAGACUUAAAGCUUCAAGGUCAAGAGUUGCAGAAUUAGAAAAAGAAGUAUCUAGUUUAAAGUUGGAAAAAUGUCAGAAUGAAAAUAUUUUACAAGAUAAUAAUGCAUUAAUAAACACCCUAAAGCAAGAUUAUCAAAUUCUUAAGGAGCAAAAAGAUGAACUUGUGCAAGAUGUGUUGGAGACAAGAGAAAAGUUAAAAAACUCUUUAGAGGAAAAUUUGAAACUUCAACAAUUAAAUCAAGAACUUAAUAGUAAAUUUGCUUUAGCCAGUAUUAAAUUGCAACAAAUAACUAAUAAUGACCGGCAACAAACUGAAAGUGGUUUAGACAAAAUCACUGAGGAAAAGUUUCAAUUAGAGAAACAGGUAGCAGAUCUAAAUCAGCUGUUAAAAACGAUGACUACGGAACGUGAUGAUUCUGUAUUGCAAUACCAACAGUAUGCUCAGCAACAAAAUAUACAAUUAAGUAAUCUAACUAAAAAUUUGGAACAAUUACAAUUAGAAAAUGAAAACUUAACUCUGCAAGAGCAAAAUCGUAUUAAACAUAUAAGUGAAUUAGAAAAACAACUACAAAAUUUACAAAUUGAACAAGUAGCACUUGCUACUGAUAAACCUACUAAUGAUUCUGACUCAAAAAUUAAUCUUGAAAAUGUAAGAGAGCUUUGUGUUCAACUGCAAAUGGAAAAAAUAGCUUUAGAAGAAAAUUAUACCAAAGUUAGUAAUGAAAAAGAUAUGUUAUUAAAAGAAUUGGAAGCUAAAAAUGAUUCACUGUCUCAACUGGAAGGUUUGGUAGAGCAACUUCAAGGAAAUCAACCCGAUAGUGUAAAGCUUUUAGCAACUAUGGAAAGUGAUAAAAUUGCAGCAGCCAGAGCAGUUCAACAGAAUAAGGAAUUAAAACAACACAUUGAGAGUCUAGAAGAAGUAUUUCUAAAACUGAAUAAUGACAAAGUUGAACUAACAGAACAAGUGAAUAGAGAAAUUAGAAACAAUAAAGAAUUACUUCAAAAAUUGCAGAAAACUGAAAUACAUCUUCAACGCUUAGCAGAAGCAGUUGAGAUAAAAGACCGUGAAUUGUUAGAUUUGAGACAGGACAUGAUUAAAUUUAAAAAACAACUUUUGCAGAAUGAACAAGUAAAUGAUCUAUUAAGACACUAUGAAGUCCAAGACAAUAGCAGCCAUACACUUCAAAAUGAAUUAAAAGAGGCAAAGGAAACAAUUGAGAAACUUACAAAUGAAAUUAAUAUCUUAAAGCAUUGCUUAAAUGAACAUGGAAACAAUGGUGUAAUUGAAAGUAGACAUGACUCCGAUUUAGAUAAAGAAAAACCAGAAUUUGUAAAUAACGAGAACAUUAAUAUACAAAGUAUUGCAGAUUUGAAUGGUAAAAAUAAUGAUUUGCAAAUAAAAGAAAUUUCUAACGACAAUGAAACAUUAGAUAGAGAAAUUGCUAUCAAAUAUUUAGAGGACAAAUUUAAACGCACUAUGCAAGAUAUUGUUGAAUUAAAAGAAGAAAAGCAAAGCCUUGAACAUCUUGUUUUACAACUUCAGGGUGAAACAGAAACAAUAGGAGAAUAUGUAGCUUUAUACCACCAUCAAAGAAUGAUAUUGAAACAGAGGGCCCUAGAAAAAGAUCAACAAUUAAAGCAAAUAACAAAUGACAGAGAAUACUUAAAAACUAAACUUCAAAAUCUGGAUAGUCUUAUUAGGAAACUUGUUAACAAGAAUACUGCUGCAAAGCCACCUUCCCCACAAAGUGACAUAAAUGAUCAGUUAGGCAUAAGUGAAUAUGAGCAUCCCUCUGAAAAACAUUCCGAGAUGCACGAAGAAAUAAGUAAAAUAGAUGAAGAAAUUGUGAUUCAGAGUAAUGACCAGACUUCAAAAAUUGCUGAUAAAAUUAUCGAUCUUUUAGCAGAAAUAAAAUCUAGUAACUUGGUUCAACCUAAAGAAAAUGUUCACCACUGUGCGUGGUGUUCAGGACAACUUAUUACUGUAUAAAUAUAUUUUUAUAUUACAUAAAUUUUAGUGUUAAAUAAUUUUUUAAUUUGUGUAAAUAUAUGUAUUGUUAGCAAAACAAAAAAACAAUUUAAGCAUGGUUGUAAUUUAAGCUUUUUCAAACCAUGUGGAGUUAUAAUAAUAUAAUAAAUUUUAUGUUUAUAAUAAUUUAACAUUACUUACCAAACGGCUUAAAUUGGCAGUAGUAUGGUCUAAUAUGGAAGGGUGUUACACAAUAAAAUUUUGUAUAGAUUAA